AUGGCCGGCGAUCCCUUCCGAGUCAUCAUCAUCGGCGGCGGCCCCAGUGGCAUCACGGCCGCGUACGCCCUCUACCACGCCGGCAUCGACUUUGUCGUGCUCGAGCGGCGCACCAACGUGGCCGAAGACCUCGGCGCCAGUCUGGUCCUGGGGCCCCCGAGCCUCCGCGUCUUCUACCAGUUCGGCAUCCUCGACAAGCUCGCCGAGAUCGGCGGCAACCUGUACGAGAACCGAGCCUUUACCAGGGACGGACAGGUUUUCAAGUCUACCAGGGUCUUCGACGUGAUGGUGGAAAACCAUGGAUCAGGCCCUCUCGCAUUCCACAGAGCCCACCUCAUCCAGGCCCUGUACGACAACCUCCCCGAGGCGGCCAAAGCGCGCUACUUCACGGGGAAGAAGCUCGCGGGCAUCGAGGCCACCGAGACGGGCGUCGUCGUGACGUGCGAGGACGGAUCGUCGUACACGGGCUCCGUCGUCCUCGGCGCCGACGGCGUGCACUCGGCCACGCGCCGCGAGAUGCGCCGCCUCGCCCUCGCCGAGGACCCGUCCCGCGAGGCGACCUGGGACGCCGUGACGCCCUACAAGACGAGCUACCAGUGCAUGUGGGCCUCGUUCCCGCGCCCGACGGCCCCCGGCCUGAGCAACGAGACCCAGGGGACCGACAGCUCCGUCAUGUACAUCAGCGGCACCGAGCGCGCCUGGAUCUUUCUCUACGAGAAGCUGCCGGCGACGACGACGGAGCGUAUCACCUUCACCGAGGAUGACAUUGAGGCCUACGCGGGGCGGUUCGCCGACUGGCCCGUCACGGAGACGCUCAAGGUCCGCGACGUCUUCCCGGAGCGGCUCAGCGCCGGCGCCGCGGCCCUCGAGGAGGGCAUCUGCAACAACUGGAGCUGGGGCGGCCGCGUCGUCCUCGUCGGCGACGCCGCGCACAAGUUCACCCCCAACGCGGGCCUCGGCUUUAACAACGGCGUGCAGGACGUCGUCGCGCUGUGCAACCGGCUGCGGAGGUUCGUCGGUGGUGGUGGUAGCGGCGGCGAGGGGGCUGCCGACGACGGGACGACAACUACGACAACUACGACGACGACGACAACGACAACGACGGCAAAGACAACAUCGACGACGGACUACGCGGCACUCGAGGGUCUGUUCGAGGAGUAUCGCAAGGAGAGACGGGAGUCGCUGGACGCGGACCUCGACGAGUCGGUGCGCGUCACGAGGAUGCACGCGUGGGCGUCGACGUGGGACUGGAUCAUGUCGCGGUACAUCCUGUCGUGGGGGUUCAUCCAGCGGCUCUUCGUCACCUUCUUCGUCACGCCCAAGAUUCAGAAGGCGGGCGUCAUCGACUUCAUCUCCAAGCCGGAGCCGUUCGAGGGCACCUACAAGUGGCUGCAUCCGCUGCUCAAGAGCGUCCCCAAGGAACGGACUGCGUGA
Molecule: messenger RNA, 1434 nt
Organism: Colletotrichum destructivum
Lineage: Eukaryota; Fungi; Ascomycota; Sordariomycetes; Glomerellales; Glomerellaceae
Product: Putative FAD-binding domain, FAD/NAD(P)-binding domain superfamily
Exons: 2
Coding region: 1-1434 (477 amino acids)
Molecular function (GO): FAD binding
Source: RefSeq, a predicted model, not a curated record